Messenger RNA from Wasmannia auropunctata (little fire ant), 1951 nucleotides. RefSeq lists its product as uncharacterized. The transcript is spliced from 4 exons. NCBI's taxonomy places the organism in Eukaryota, Metazoa, Arthropoda, Insecta, Hymenoptera, Formicidae. The coding region runs from base 1236 to 1694 and encodes 152 amino acids. The record is from RefSeq and is a predicted model, not a curated record.
CUUUCCGCUUUUCCUCAUCGUGUUACUUGCAUGACCUCUUUAAUUUUAUUUUACAAUCUAUAUAACGGUAACAAUUGUAAAAAGUAACCUGUACAGAUACGCGUAGGCCGUAAUUCCAUGUAAAUACGUGGAAGCUAAUAAAAUUUAAUAGUGGAUACUUCGUGACAUACAACGCAAUGGAAGUUAACAUAGAACAGAGGGAUAUGGAAACUAUGGAGGCUUCAGAAGAUAGUGCAAAUAAUCAAAAUCAGAACAUUUUAGAUUGCGAAGAAGCGGUGUAUAGUAUUGUAAAGUAUCGAUACUUUUCCUGACUUAAUCUCUUUUAAUGCCUGUCGUAUCGAUUAUUACUGACGUGUAUAUAUAUAAGCUGGUCACUUGACGUUUUAAAAUAGCGUCUGAGGUACCGAAUAUUAUUUUGAAUCACGCAUCCCACGCGGUAUCCGUAUAUCCAAAUGACGCGAUUUAUUUGCGUAACCAUGCUAAUUCAAUUAUCACGUGUAAGACGGCAAUGUACAAAGACAAAAUCGUACGGACAGAAUCUUAAGACAUCGCUUUGAAAAAUUUAUCUUGCGAUUUUACUUUUGUAUGCUUCAUCCAAGUACAUAUACUGAAAAAUAAGAAGUAUAUAUGUGCGUGUCUAUUAAAAUUUAUUGAGUAAGAUCGCGCGAAAUAUUAUAUCGGAUAUAUAUUAUAAAUCUACUGCGUGUUAUAAUUAGAAUUCAGCUCGUCCACAUCAUCGCGAAAAUCGUAUGUUUCACGGUAACAUGUGAAUAUUAUACAUUGGGGAUUUCUUUGGAAACCUUGAGCGAGUUAUCAGUGUGGCAUUUCCAUUAACAAGCUUGUCGCGGUAAAAUUACAGGGCCGGUUUGCGUGGCAUGCAAUUUACACGCGUGACUUUCUUUUUUUCUACGUGUUCCUCGAAAUUUAUUCGCUACUAUAAUUAUUAUUAUUAUUAUAGUUUUUCUUUUUGCCAAAUCAGAUAUCCUUCUCGAAACUUUCUUGAUGCUUUCGAAAUUGGACUACCCGUCUACUUCUUCGCGAUGAAUUCAACAGGCGCGGCUAAAUUGCAUCGCUCCGUGCGCAACCAGGAAAUUUUCCGCUGCCACUUAUGAACCGAUCGAGAAUACGUAAUGCAAAAGUAUCUACGUAUAAGACGCGGUGGUGUUAACUAGGGGACAGAUGUCCGCCGCUAUAAAAGUCGCGGCCGGAAUUGUUCGCAGCCUUGUCGCUUUAAAAUGUCGCGCACCGCCUCACCAGCUCGGCCCCUCUGGCCGUCCUACGUCGCAUUCCUAUUAUUUGUAUUAAUAUUAACGUCGAUGACGCUGCAACGAGUGGGUGCCGGCCCUUUGCCGCAGAAAUACGAAAACCCGACGACCGAGAGUUCGACGGAAAAUUCGGUAGCCAGCACGACGGGGAUCUCGACGGACAGCAGCACGACGGGCAGUUCGACGGAAAAUUCGAUAGUUAGCACGACGGAAAAUUCGACAAACAGCUCGACGGAAAAUUCGGUGGACAGCUCGACGGACAAUUCGACGGAGAUCGCAUCCAACACCGACGUAUACGUGAUAAAAGCUGUAGUUUACGAGAUUGGAAUUCUCACGGACACGGAUAACACAACGAGUAGCGAAAGCACCGAAAGACAAGAGAGCGUCGACAUAUCGUUGUACAGUGCACCGCAGGAAGAUAAAUUCUAAUUCUAAUGGAAUUCUUCCACCUCGGGACGAGUACGACUGAAUUUUGGAGUCACACAAUUAGACGCGUUUAUGGAUCAGGAGCGAGAAGUAAAAUGUGAAACGUAAAGACUGCGCAAUAUAUACGACGACGAUGCUAUCGGGCUAGACGUGCAUAGUAAAUUAUUAAUUAUACAUAUAAGAUAUAGAACGUAUAAAAGUAACGCAGAAUGCGAUGUACGCAAUUUAUAAGUUUCGAUAUUAAAUCUGUAAUGCUGUGA